Molecule: messenger RNA, 3602 nt
Organism: Chelonus insularis
Lineage: Eukaryota; Metazoa; Arthropoda; Insecta; Hymenoptera; Braconidae
Product: mitochondrial 10-formyltetrahydrofolate dehydrogenase
Exons: 8
Coding region: 264-2981 (905 amino acids)
Biological process (GO): 10-formyltetrahydrofolate catabolic process; one-carbon metabolic process; biosynthetic process
Cellular component (GO): cytoplasm
Molecular function (GO): formyltetrahydrofolate dehydrogenase activity; aldehyde dehydrogenase (NAD+) activity
Source: RefSeq, a predicted model, not a curated record
GUUCAGUAAACUUUCAAUUCUGGCGAAUAACUGAUCGAUACUCAAACACGACCGAACCUUUGAGAAACAUUCUAGUAUCUUAUUGCAACGAGCGCAACUUAGAUUUCAUUCCCGUUUAAAUAUUUUCCAUCCAAUGUUGUUUAUAAAAAAUUGUAUAUUAUUUUCAGCCAAACGCACCUUUGCCAGUCAUAGGUUUUAACUACUAUCUACACUCCUUUAUUCAGUAUUAUUAAUAAAAAUAAAAUUAAAAUAAAGAGAUUGCAAUGGCACAAUUAAAAGUGGCAAUCAUUGGACAAAGUACUUUUGCUGCUGAAGUUUAUAAACUAUUAAGGCAAAAUGGUCAUCAGAUAACAGGUGUUUUUACUGUACCGGACAAAGCUGAACGUGAAGAUCCUUUAGUAACAAUCGCAAAAACAAAUAAUACACCUGUUUUUAAAAUAAAAAGCUGGAGAAGUAAAGGUGUUAUAUUACCAGAGAUAUUUGAUCUCUACAAAAGUAUUCAAGUGGAUCUUAAUAUUUUACCAUUUUGUACCCAAUUUAUUCCUAUGGAGGUGAUUAAUUAUCCAAAACAUCAGAGCAUCUGUUAUCAUCCAUCCAUUCUUCCACGUCACCGAGGAGCAAGUUCAAUAAGUUGGACACUUAUUGAAGGCGAUAAGGAAGCUGGUCUAUCCAUUUUUUGGGCAGAUGAUGGCUUGGACACUGGGCCAAUUCUUUUACAAAAGUCCUGUCCUGUACAACCAAAUGAUACCUUGGACAGUUUGUAUAAUAACUUUCUUUACCCAGAAGGAAUCAAAAUGAUGGCUGAGGCAGUAGAUCUCGUGGCCGCUGGAAAAGCUCCAAAAAUUCCUCAACCAAUAGAAGGAGCCACUUAUGACCCUAUGCUGAAUAAAAAAGAACUCCAGCAAAUUAAUUGGAAUAAAUCAGCACAGGAAAUUCACAAUUUUAUCCGUGGGCUUGAUAGUACACCCGGUGCUUGGUCUUUAUUGAAUGGAGAAGAAGUUCGUUUUUAUGGAUCAACAUUGUGGGCUAAAGAAAAACCUAAAGGGGAAAUUGUUGAUGUUGAUGGACAUGAGGGUAUUAUUCAUGACGAAGGGUUAUUAAUUACGGCAAAAGACGGACAAUCUAUUAAUAUAAAUAAGCUUAAAGUUGGUAAUAGAGUUAUUCUAGCAUCAAAUUUCGGAAAAUCUAAUGAUGCGAUGUUGAAGACAGAGUUUAAUGAAGAAGAAAGACAAAUAGUUGAAACAUUACGUAUUUUUUGGAAAGACAUAUUAGGAGUUGAUGUUGAAGAUAGCACUGAUUUCUUUGCUUGUGGAGCUGGAAGUAUGGAUGUCGUAAGAUUAGUUGAACAAAUAAAAGACCUUCUAGGCAUUGUUAUUCAAAAUACAGAUGUAUUUAUGGCACCAGUAUUUAUUGAAUUUGCUUCUAAGGUGAUCACAACACGACAUGAAUCAUCACAAGUGGGAAAAGAAGUAAAAUAUGAUGCAGUAGAAAUUCAUGCGAAUAAUUUAAAUUUAAAAUUUCCACGUCAAUUAUUUAUCAAUGGUCAAUUUGUUAAUGGUCACGCAAAGCCAAUACCCACUAUUGAUCCACAUACUGAACAAGUGAUAUGUGAAGUAGAGAGUGCAUCACCGGAUGAUGUUGAUUCUGCAGUAAAAGCUGCACAAAAAGCUUUUGAAGAGGGUGAAUGGAGCAAAAUAAGUGCCCGUGAACGGGGUGCUUUACUUUUCAAAUUGGCGGAUUUAAUGGAGGAACACAAAAAUGAAUUGGCAACAAUAGAAAGUAUAGAUUCUGGAGCUGUAUAUACACUUGCGUUAAAAACCCAUGUUGGAAUGUCAAUUGAAACCUGGCGGUACUUUGCUGGUUGGUGUGAUAAAAUUCAAGGCAAUACCAUCCCAAUAUCUCAUGCAAGACCAAAUAGAAACUUGACCUUCACAAAACGAGAACCAAUUGGUGUUUGUGGAUUAAUAACCCCUUGGAAUUAUCCGUUAAUGAUGCUUUCAUGGAAAAUGGCUGCUUGUUUAGUAGCAGGAAAUACUGUAGUCAUGAAACCAGCUCAAACUUCACCACUUACUGCACUUAAAUUCGCAGAAUUAACUGUUAAAGCAGGAUUUCCUCCAGGUGUUGUUAACAUUAUACCUGGCAGUGGUUCAGUUACCGGCAUGGCUAUUGUUAAUCAUCCGCACAUUAGAAAAUUAGGAUUUACUGGUUCUACAAGAGUUGGACAAACCAUUAUGAAAGGUUGUGCAGAAAGUAAUUUAAAAAAAGUGUCAUUGGAACUGGGUGGCAAGAGUCCACUUAUUAUUUUUGAAGACGCUGAUAUCCAGCAAGCAGUGAGGCUUGGGAUGAGUGGAGUAUUUUUCAAUAAAGGAGAAAAUUGUAUAGCCGCAGGUCGACUAUUUGUUGAAGAAAAAAUUCAUGACGAAUUCGUGAAAAGAGUUAUCGAUGAACUCAAAAAGAUGACAAUAGGGAAUCCCUUAAAUAGAAAAACUACACAUGGACCACAGAAUCACAAAGCUCAUCUUGAUAAACUUAUUGAAUUUGCUGAGAUAGGAGUCAAAGAAGGUGCAACUCUGGUUUAUGGUGGAAAACGUUUAAAUUGUCCGGGAUUUUAUUUUGAACCUACGAUAUUUACUGAUGUUAAAGAUGAUAUGUUCAUUGCACAAGAAGAGUCUUUCGGUCCAAUUAUGGUAAUUUCGAAAUUCUCGUCAAAUGAUGUCGAGUCUUUAAUCAAACGGGCCAACAGUACAGAAUAUGGUCUUGCCUCAGGAAUUCUUACGAAAAAUAUUGAUCGAGCACUGUGGUUCACUGAAAAAAUUAAUGCUGGAACUGUAUUUGUUAAUACUUAUAACAAAACGGAUGUUGCUGCACCUUUUGGUGGAUUUAAACAAUCAGGAUUUGGCAAAGAUUUAGGACAAGAAGCUCUCAAUGAAUAUCUUAAAACUAAGACUGUUACUAUUGAGUAUGGAGAUACUCAUUUUUAAAUUUAUUUUUUCAAAUCUUGCAUAAAAAAUCGCACAUUAGAUAAGAAGAUACAAGUAUCUUUGAAAUAUUUUUGGAUCUUUGUAGAACAAAUGACAUAUCACUUCACUGUAUUGAAACGAAUAUUUUUAUAUAAUAAAUAUAAAAAAAAAAAGCAAUGCAAGUGUUCUGAAAACUAUUUUUCUUACAAUAAACUAGAUAUAAAUUGAAAAAUGAAUUGCUAUCUCUUGAAAAUCAAAAAGAAUUUGAUGAAAAAAUUAAGGUCUAAUAUAAAUAUUAUAUUAAGUUGUGCAUAACGUACAAUGGUGAAGACCUACACUGUGUUAUUAUACACUCUCCCCUUCAGAUUAAUUUUUCUCCCCAUUACUAGUACCAGCAGUCUCAAAAGCUUCCUAUCUAUACAUAUUACAUACACCGAAUAGUUGUGUAAUCCAUUUGAAUUUUAUCUGAAUUUGAAUCAUAAUAUCAAUGUAAGUUUUUAUACGAUUUUUUAUGCUCUAGUAAUUAACAAUAAUACGAACUAUUAAGGAAAAACUUUAAAAACGAUUGUAUUACAAAUAAUAUUUCUGUUACAUUGCAAAUAAAUUUAUAAUUUAUAUAAACUCAUAGACAAGUGUAUCAUU